AUGCUCGCCAUACGCCGGCUCCGUACAAGUACAGCGCGCCUCAGCGCGACGUUCGCGUCGACGGCGCCAGCGGCAGAGGCGCAGACCUCAUCUGCAGCACCGACCCAAAUACCGGAGCCGCCGAGCGCGCCCCUCGUCGCGUCCAUAUCGUCGAAGGCCGCCGCCUCGUUGGCAUCUCCGAAGCCGAAGGAGGCUGAGAACUCACCGAGCACGGAUGCUACCACUGCUACCACUACCGCAGGCCGUCGCAAAUAUGCCACUCGGCGUCCGCAUAUUAGCCCCCAACGUCCGCGAGAAUGGUCAAGACCGCUUGCACCCGGUGUUCUGCCAGCUUACGACGAAGCUCUGCGGUACAUCGUUUGGGACAGCGCCGUCCUCACCGAAGAGGCGCAACAGCUGAAGAAGCAAAUAUCUGAGAAAGAGGAGCAGUUGAAGAUGGCUACCGACGCGGAGAAGGAGACGGUGCAGGAGAGCAUAAACUCUUUGAAGGAGAAGGCAAAUAUUGUGGAGGUGCAGAGCCAGAUUAACCGGCCGGAGGUGCGAUGGAAAUUCAGAAACGGCCUGGCGGACAUGACGCAACCCGUGUAUCGGAAGCUCACGGACUUGAAGUGGCGGACUGAAGGAGACCUCGACCUACUGAUGGAACGUAUACACCAGAUGAACGUCGUCCCUGAUGUGCUCCCGUCGCUUCACCCUACUAUCGACGUCCGUGUGACGUUCCCUGAAGCACCAUCGCCGCGCAACCGCACAGUACGGAAAGCGUACAAAGCCGUCGAACCCGGAGUCUACCUCGUACCCGAGCAGACUCGCAAACCUCCCCAUAUCUACGUCAGUGUUAUGCAUCCCGAGGAACGCUACUAUACCCUACUCCUAGUAGAUCCCGAUGUACCGAAUGAAACCGACGGCACAUACCAGACCUACCUCCACUGGAUGAUCACCAACAUCCGCCUUUCCUCGACCACCUCUCUCAUCGAAACCUCCCGGCCCUACAUCCCCUUCCCUUACGUUCCCCCACAUCCGCAAAAGGGUACCGACUACCACCGCUACACGCUGCUCCUCCUCCCACACGCCGAACCAGACAAGCGAAUCGACAUCAAGCCCCCGACCAACGCCGACGCCGAUCGCCAGAACUUCGACGUGCGCGGAUUCAUGGCCGAACACGGGCUGGACGGCUCCGUUGGCGGGGGCGCGCAUAUGUGGCGCGAGGUAUGGAACGAGGAGGUAUCGAAGAUAUACCAGGACGUCCUUAAAACGGACGAACCCAGGUACGGUUACCCCCCGAAAGCGGAUCCAUAUGCAGAGGUCAAGGAGAUGGACAAAUAUGGCCCCGCUGCUUAG
Punctularia strigosozonata HHB-11173 SS5 is the source of this 1338-nucleotide messenger RNA. RefSeq names its product PEBP-like protein. Lineage: Eukaryota; Fungi; Basidiomycota; Agaricomycetes; Corticiales; Punctulariaceae. The transcript is spliced from 7 exons. The record is from RefSeq and is a predicted model, not a curated record. Bases 1 to 1338 code for a protein of 445 amino acids.